CCACCUCCCCCGGCUGUCACUGCUGUUCUGCUACCCCGGACUGUGUUCACUUCCAAGGAAGGCUGAGAGAAGGAGAGAACUCGACUCGAGUCUCUGGAGUUUAUUUGACUUCGCUCUUCCCUCAAGGAAGUUUUUCAGAAGAGAGUGAAGCGACAUUUUUCCCGCCCUUGGAAAAAAGGACACUCAAAGAGAAGAGGACAGAGGAAGACGACAGGACAGGACAGAACAGAGCAGACACUCAUACAUUCUUUUUAUUGCAUAGGAAGCACGUGGCAGCCGGCUCUGCCACUGGACUCUCUAGCAGACAGAAAGAGUGAGGUCAUUAUUUAAUUCAUUCUCCCUUUUGGCAGUUGUGUGCGCGCGGGCGGUGUGUGUGUGUGUGUGCGCACGGUUUUUGCCAUAGUUAGUCAGUCAGUCUUGUUUGAGGCACACAGACAGAGGAGCAACAAUGGUGGCUGGAAUGGUGAUGCCCCUCGCUGACCUGAGGGCGAUCUACGAGCUGCUUUUUCGGGAUGGCGUCAUGGUGGCCAAGAAAGACAAGCGCCCACAAACCAAGCACCCCGAUGUCCCUGGGGUGAAGAAUCUGCAGGUGAUCCGCGCCAUGGGCUCGCUGAAGUCUCGGGGGUACGUGAGGGAGACUUUUGCGUGGAGGCACUUCUACUGGUAUCUCACCAACGAGGGCAUUGUUUACCUGCGGGAAUACCUGCACCUGCCCGCCGAGAUCGUGCCAACUCCUCUCCAGAGGGUACGUCGGCCAGCUGCCACCCUGGCCCUUGCCCAACGUGCUGCCCGGGUCCAGUCAGUGGAGGGUCCAACGUCUUACGUUCCCAAGCCCGGAAUGGAAAGCCAGGAAGGUCUGAUGGAGCGCCAAGGAUACCGGCACAAGAGGAUGGGAGGAGUCGCAGAAGAAGGGAUACCAGCUGACAGAACCCCUCGGUUCCGAGGCCGCCCAAUAGCUAUGGAACAAGAGAAGCCCAAUGCAUCAUGGAAUUCCGGGAACCAAGCUCAGCCUCCUAUGAGAAAUGGACGGGCUUUUCGCCCAGAACCUGAGCGUGUUGUGGAACAGGGCUAUGGGAAAAGGGUCACCAUGGAGACCGCCUCCGAGAGGCCUUUGACGGAUGCUGUUAGUACCAAAUCGACUUCAAUGUUUACAGUGCAGGAGAAGGUUGUGUCUGGAAACCACAGAGGUAACACUCAGGCUACCAAAAGCACAAUAGCCCUCUCUGAUAUGACUUCCUCCAAUCAAGCACAAAUUGCCACCGCAGCCGCAGUUACAGCUGCAGCAGUUGGAUUAGGGGUGUCCAAAAGAGAAGUGCCUGCCCCAGUACCCCAGGGAACAGCUAAACUCACCCAAACGGCCAGCAACAAACCAGACCAAGCCGCAGUCACUCAGGUGGAAUCUUCUGCUAAGGUGGAGAAGCAGAAGAAAAGCACAGAAUCCAAGGCAAAGGAACCCAAGACAACUAAACCAGCCGAAGAGGUGUUGGUGAAGGUUGAACGACAAGACUUCAAAGUGAAGACUGCUAAUGCCAAGUCUAAAGAAGAUCCCCCUAAAGUAUCAACAGAGGCAGUGGUCAAUGUAGCAGCCCCAGCAGCUGUGAAGACUGAUGUAGUGGCAUCGAAAAAGGAAACUAAAGACACAUUGGCCAACAAAUUCCUGUAG
Messenger RNA from Alosa alosa (allis shad), 1663 nucleotides. RefSeq lists its product as uncharacterized. Bases 449 to 1663 code for a protein of 404 amino acids. Gene Ontology annotation, molecular function: structural constituent of ribosome; RNA binding. The transcript has 2 exons. The record is from RefSeq and is a predicted model, not a curated record. Lineage: Eukaryota; Metazoa; Chordata; Actinopteri; Clupeiformes; Clupeidae. Gene Ontology annotation, cellular component: cytosolic small ribosomal subunit.